CCUGAAUAACCUCUCAUAAUCCCUCGGGAGGAUUCAGCACUGCCCCUCAUGCAAUUAAAUGUCGGUCUGAGACUCAAAUAGCAUGCCAAUGUCAGUAGGUCCACAGACACAUAAAGUACAGGCGUCCUGCCUCAGUCGAAUACAAGACAGACACCGAACAAGACCUACACAAGACUCCAUAUCCCACCCCAUAGUACGACGUCUCACGAUGAGCUCUCAACUUAUCGCCUCUUUACAACAAGCCGCCGGCAGAAACCAAGAGCUUCUUGCCAUCCUCUCGCAGACCGACAAUGCACCUGCAGCUCUCAAACAAAACUCGACCUACAUUACAGAUCUCGAGGAACAAAAAUCAAAGACCAAACAGGAGAUUCAGCGACUCCACCGAAUCACCGAAGACGAACGCAAAGACCAUGUGAAAUACGAGAAGAGCACUUUCAACAGAUACAUGCACAAGAUGACUGGCAGGGAGACCAGAUUCGUAGAGAAGGCUGGUAAGGAAGAGAAGGAAUUCAUGGAAGCAUGGCAGAAAGAGCGCGACACCCAGGAAUCUCAUGCCGAGCUCACAAGGGCCCUGGCAACCGCUCAGCAAGAGCAACAACGUCUACAAGGCGAGGCUGCAAGACACGAUCAAGCACAGUCUGAGCUUGACAGACUUUACUCUUCUAUCUUUGACGGACCCACACCCGAGAUCCCUGGCGAGGAUCAGCUAGAAUCGAGUUUGCAGAACAACAAGCAAUGGGCCGACAACACUGCACAACAUCAGAACCUCCAACGUAGAGCUGCCGAAGCCCUGAACGCAGCGUUACAAUGUCUGGAUCACGCAUCAAGGGACAUGGGUGAUGCACUAGACAUGUCUCGCUGGGACAUGUGGGGAGGUGGAACUUUCACAGACAUGAUGGAGCGUGAUGCUCUUUCCAAGGCCCAGGUGGGUGUCUCGGAGUCGCUACGCCACAUGGACGAGGCACGUCGCUGUCAACCUGGCAUUCCGCCUUUGGCAAACAUCAACAUCGACAAUGGUCAUAUGAUCAGUGAUGUGCUCUUCGACAAUAUCUUCACUGACAUGGCACAACACGAUCGCAUCAAGAGCUCGGCUGCGCAGUUGCAGCAAGCCAUACAGCAGUGCAGAGAAUUGCUUGAGAAGCAGAAACGUACAUAUCAUGAUGCAGCCAACCAGAGCGCACAGGCGGCCGAGGCUACCAAUGCCUCACGUCUUGAGUUACAGCGUAUUCGAGCUGAGGCAUUUGAGCGUUUCGCUGGUCAUGGCGCUCCGCCACCCUUCCAGCAAUCUGCUUAUGAGGUACCACCUCCAGCUUACUAGAUCUGAGGCUUCCUCUGGAGGAGCUUUCUUAUCUUUGCAGCACUAGAUUAUAAUCCUACAGCUUCACAAUCAUACAUUUACGCCAUAUCCCAGUUCAUAGUCGCACUCUCCCCGUGGUUGGCGCAGAGCAAUGACGAGCUGUAGAAAGGCACAGUCAUGGCUCGUACAAUGGCCGUCGAUGAAGAAGUCGAUAACGCAAACUAUCUCGAUCACAGUAGUGCAAGCUGAA
Molecule: messenger RNA, 1547 nt
Organism: Aureobasidium subglaciale EXF-2481
Lineage: Eukaryota; Fungi; Ascomycota; Dothideomycetes; Dothideales; Saccotheciaceae
Exons: 2
Coding region: 83-1318 (411 amino acids)
Source: RefSeq, a predicted model, not a curated record